AUGUUCCUUACUGCUAUAGGUUACAAAACAUCACGCUACGAUCAAAUGGAGCUGAGCGGCAGAAACUUUGUUGGCAACCCUAGCUACCACCGGGCCGGCACCGGGAUGCCGCCGCCGGCUCCCAGGAUCCAACGUCAAUCGCCCGAUUUAUUGGCUCUUACAGCGACCCGGAAUAUCUCGAAUAAAUUCUGCCGCCUCCGUAAACGCCUGGCUGUGGCACUACUCUACUACACCGAUGUUGACGAUACGUUCUACUGGCGAUACGUACCUUUGGUCUCCGCCUUCCUCUGGGGCCCGGGGGCAUUCCUGCCUCGGCCUGAGGACAGGCGUCAGCCCCCAUUUCUCGACCAACUCUAUGCGUGCAAUGGUGGCUGCUCAACGACAAUGUGUCAUUGGGUCGGAGCUGGAGCGCUGAAGCGGGGACGUGACGGAGAGGCCGGCUGA
Messenger RNA from Spodoptera exigua (beet armyworm), 444 nucleotides. NCBI's taxonomy places the organism in Eukaryota, Metazoa, Arthropoda, Insecta, Lepidoptera, Noctuidae. The record is from the annotation of a GenBank genome assembly.